AUGGCACCUCAGGGAGAUGCCGACUACUGCAGAGACAAGGCCCGCAGGGACCUGCUGGCCCUGCUUGAGGGCGCUCGGGGCAAGAAGAACCUCGUUAUCAGUCAGGAGCUGGCCGGUCCAGUCGGCCUGUUCGUCAAAUUCUCCGUGUUACAGGAAUACGGCGUAGAUCGUGUGUUUCUGCUGGAAAAUGCAAACAUCGACUCGUCUCAGCGAAAUGUCGUAUUCCUCAUCCGCGGUGAGAAGGCGCAGCAUGUGCGCAUUGUGGCAGAACAAAUUAAACGCUUGCAAAACAAUGGAAACGUGGAGCAUGAGUUCUCCAUCUUCUUUACACCUCGGCGGACUCUGGUGAGCAAUGCUGUUUUGGAAGAAGCUGGAAUCACUGGCGAUGUCAAUAUCGCUGAGUUUCCGCUUUAUUUCUUGCCACUAGAGCAAGAUGUCCUGUCGCUGGAACUGGAUAGUGCCUUCGGCGAUCUUUACUUGAACAAAGACCCAGGCUGUAUUUUCCAUUCGGCCAAGGCAUUGAUGGGCAUCCAGCAGAGACACGGAUAUUUCCCUCGCAUUGUCGGAAAAGGUGACAAUGCGCGUCGCUUGGCAGAUCUUUUGCUGCGAAUGCGCAAAGAGCUCGAUGCAGAAGAAAGCUCUGGAUUGGCUGAUCCGUCUGCACGAGGGCUACUCCCCAGCGCGAACACAGAAAACCUGAUCAUCAUUGACCGCGACGUGGAUUUUGGUACUCCUCUUUUAACACAACUCACCUACGAAGGCCUGAUUGAUGAAUACGUGGGCAUCAAGAACAACCAAGCUGAUGUUGACACCAGCAUUGUGGGACAGGGGCCUGCGCCUCAGACUCAAGAGUCAUCCAAGACACCUCAGCAGGGAAAGCCAGGAAUGAAGAGGAAGAUUCAACUUGAUGCAUCGGAUCAGCUGUUCAAUCAACUGCGCGAUGCAAACUUUGCAAUCGUGGGCGACAUCCUGAACAAGGUCGCUCGUCGCUUAGAAACAGAAUAUGAAAGCCGCCAUACAGCAAAGACAACAAACGAGCUCCGGGAAUUUGUCAAUAAGUUACCCACCUACCAGCUAGAACACCAAUCUCUCCGAACCCACACCAAUCUUGCAGAAGAGAUCAUGCGCUUGACCCGCUCCGAGACCUUCCGGAAGAUCCUGGAGGUACAACAAAACAAUGCCGCAGGAGCCGACCCCACAUAUCAACACGAGACAAUCGAAGAGCUUAUCGCCCGUGAUGCUCCCCUGAAGAAUGUGCUUCGGCUCUUGUGUCUAGAAUCUUGCAUGGCCGGAGGCCUUCGUCCCAAGGACCUCGAAAACUUCAAGCGCCAAGUCGUUCAGGCAUACGGGCACCAGCACCUCCUAACCUUCUGGGCUCUGGAAAAAAUGGAGCUCCUCCAGCCUCGAUCUUCGGCAACAACUAUGCUUCUCCCCACUUCUGGAUCCCAGGCUGGCACAAAGACCAACUACGGAUACCUGCGGAAGAACCUACGCCUGGUCAUCGAAGAAGUGAGCGAGAAAGACCCCAACGACAUCUCUUACGUCUACAGUGGAUUUGCCCCACUCAGUGUGAGACUGGUCCAGUGCGUCUUGCAAAAACCAUACAUCUUAUCCCUGAUUAAAGGUGGAUCACCCGCAGCUUCCAUAAAUAACGCUAGCACUGCCUCGCCCGGCUGGCUUGGCUUUGAAGAUGUGGUCAAGAGUGCUCGUGGAUCCACAUUCAGCAUCGUUCAGAAGGGCGAUGACAAGGCUGUUCGGGCCCGCCAGACUCUUAGCGGUAACAAUGCUACGAAGGUUGUGUAUGUCUUCUUCCUGGGUGGUAUUACCUUCACGGAGAUUGCUGCACUGCGCUUCAUCGCGGCCCAGGAGGCACCACGCCGGAAGAUCAUCAUCUGUACGACCGGCAUUGUUAGCGGCGAUCGUAUGAUGGACGCUGCUAUUGAGAAGCAGAGCUUCGCAAAGGUGGAGUAG
Molecule: messenger RNA, 1971 nt
Organism: Penicillium verhagenii
Lineage: Eukaryota; Fungi; Ascomycota; Eurotiomycetes; Eurotiales; Aspergillaceae
Product: Sec1 family protein
Exons: 4
Coding region: 1-1971 (656 amino acids)
Biological process (GO): intracellular protein transport; vesicle-mediated transport
Cellular component (GO): fungal-type vacuole; CORVET complex
Source: RefSeq, a predicted model, not a curated record